CAACGUGCGCGUCGCGCACUCCAGUCCACCGCGAGCUAUCGGUCGGGUGGAAUCUAUCGUUCUGUCGCAUCUUUGAAUUUUACCCGCCUGUCGAGAUACAUUUAUCUGCUCCAUUCCCUACGCGCGAAGUUUGGGAAUGCGUCCCGCGCGAUCUCGUUGAAUGUUAGUGAGUCGUCCGUACGAGCAAGGACAGUAGAAAUCUAAAAAGUCGAUAGUAGCCAAAAGCCGACAGCAUGAGAAACUCGACGUUACUGAAGUGGGCGCAAAAUUCGGCGAACAAUAAAAAUCAGCCGAAUAAAAAUGGGGGAACGAGCAGAAACUGGAUACACCCACCAGACGCGCUUCAAAAAGGACAUAUCGCUUACCUAGUCAAGUAUUUGGGCAGCACAGAGGUAGAUCAACCUAAAGGCAUCGAUGUUGUCAAGGAAGCGAUUUGCAAGCUAAAAUUCAAUCAGCAACUCAAGAAGAGCGAAGGCACAAAAACGCCGAAGGUCGAGCUUACCAUAAGUAUCGAUGGCGUAGCGAUACAAGAACCAAAAACAAAAACGACGACCAAGAGAAUUAUGCAUCAAUAUCCGUUGCAUAGAAUUUCAUAUUGCGCCGACGACAAGGGAGAAAAGAAAUUUUUCAGUUUCAUCGCGAAGGAGGAGGAUGCAGAGAGGCAUACAUGCUUUGUUUUUGUCAGCGACAAAUUAGCCGAGGAAAUCACACUCACCAUCGGCCAAGCUUUCGAUUUAGCUUACAGGCGGUUCCUAGAAACAUCUGGUAAAGAUUUGGAAGCGCAACGACGCUGCAUGGUGUUACAGCAAAAAAUAAAACGACUUGAACACGAAAACAACGUUUAUCGGCAACGGCUGCAAGAUAUCGCAGCUAUUAAAGGCUCGGCGGAUGUAUCAACGUAUCUAUCACAGCAUAAUCUACCCGACAUUCUUCAUGUACCUAGAGCUCCGUCGGACUCACCGCAAGUCAAUGGCACAAUUAGCAAAACACUGCUAAAUACGAGCAGCGACAGUAACGGAAAUACAUCUAAUGGACCCCAGCAACCGCCGCCAGUUCCGCCGAGAAGUUUCGAGAAAAGUUUCGACGAUGAUUUCAUGGGAAAUGAGCCAGUGUCAACGCCGUCGGUUGGUACGAAAUUAGAAGGACUGUUGAUGGACGAAUUUGAGGAAGAUUUUAAUCCAAGGGCUUACGAGACUGCAACCAAUGGUCUUACCAACCAUCAAUCAAAUAGUAAUUCGCUCCUUAAUGGUCAAGUAUCUUCCGGAUCAAAUUUCUUUUCGCAAUCUAAUGGCACAAUCAGUCCUCCGCCUCUAUUGGCGCCACCACCAAAGACGAAAGAUUCGAGACGUCAAAACGGAGUCAAAGAAGAUCUAUUCGGUAGCAUUCCUUUCAAUCCCACGCCAACGCUAAAUAUAAAGAAUGACUUUAAGGAUCCAUUUGAAAUGGGAGAAUUUGGAGCUUCGACUAUGACGUCAAAUCCUAGCCAGCAAGAAUUGGAAAAUGCUAUUGGUCUACUAGAUAAGAGGCUAUUGGAGAUGAAGGAUGGUUUUAGCAGAGGACUAUGUAUUGGAACUGAUGACUUUUCUUUGGAGAGCUUGGAUCCGCUUCGAAAUUAAACUCAUCGAGCAAGCCGAAAACUAGGAACGCUCGAACAAGAACGUCAUUAGUACUCUCGGAUACAGAGUACGCGAAAAGAUAAAGUAAUUAGGAAUUAUAUCCAUGUAAAACCAAAAUUAGUCAAUUAUUAUUAUCUUGCUCGUAUAUUUAUGAUCAUGCUCGAUAUUUAUAGUACAUAUAUGAAAUAAUUGUAUAAGGUGUGUAUCCUUUUACAUUCGCUGAUAUAAUAUGUACUAUUUUGUUCGCUUUAGAAUUGGGGUCCAAUUUAACGUACUAGGAACGUGUUAUCGUUGUUUCUAAUGAGUCAGUGAGACCAGAUCUCAAGUUGACCGCUAGAGUGGAACGAGAUAUUAUUCUAAUCGAGGUCACAUAAUUUUAGACGAGAAUUUGUUUUACACGCGCGGCGUGCGCAUAUAUAUAUGCAAACAUAUACUAAAACAGAUUUUAUCGCGAAUCUCUCACAUCGACGAUGAUAUACUUGCGUCUUUUAUAUUUUUUAAUGAGAUAUUAAGAAAAACUAAUUAAUAUUGUUAAUCCUGCAGCCACCAAAUCGGAUAAUCGCAAAGACAUUUACUCUUUAAGAAAUUAUUCGAAUCUUUAAAAUUCUAAGAGAUUAAUUAAAAGAGAUUAAUUAAAAGAAAGUCGUAAUAUAUAUCUUAUAUUCGGUUUAGUUUAUAAAUUAAUUUCUUCUUACAUUCAAUCAUCUGUUAAAAAGUGAGUUAGUAGAUGACAAAAAUGGAGCACUAACUAUCUGUAGCAUUAGAGAUCACACUAAUAGUAUGAAUGCAUCGAUUCAUCCAUUGAUUGAAUUUGUACACUCCAUAUAUCCUCUUUCUUUGGUCUGUCAUUUAUUCCUUACACCUUUCUUUUAAAGAUAAUAAUUGAAAAGAAAGGUUUAAUUCUAAGAACAUGAGAGAUUCUAUUUGUAAAUUUUAUAGUAAUCUCUAUUGCAUUAUGAUAAUAAUUAAAUUGACCAACGUAACAUGGAGUGUUAAACGAGUUUAUGCUAUUCAAAGAGGAUUAGUAAUUAUGUACAUAUGGAAUUCUAUAUCUCUUAUUAUUGUUGCUAUAUUGUUUAAGAAUCAUAGUUAAGAAUAUAGCAUAUGAUUAUUACAACUGAAA
Molecule: messenger RNA, 2739 nt
Organism: Camponotus floridanus (Florida carpenter ant)
Lineage: Eukaryota; Metazoa; Arthropoda; Insecta; Hymenoptera; Formicidae
Product: PTB domain-containing engulfment adapter protein 1
Exons: 9
Coding region: 234-1616 (460 amino acids)
Source: RefSeq, a predicted model, not a curated record